Molecule: messenger RNA, 6204 nt
Organism: Pterocles gutturalis (yellow-throated sandgrouse)
Lineage: Eukaryota; Metazoa; Chordata; Aves; Pterocliformes; Pteroclidae
Gene: RELN
Product: reelin
Exons: 36
Biological process (GO): neuron migration; central nervous system development
Molecular function (GO): lipoprotein particle receptor binding
Source: RefSeq, a predicted model, not a curated record
GUGGGACAUAUUUGGAGCCGUCAUUGGUACUGAAUGUGGAACACUGGAAUCUGGCUCAUCUAUGGUAUUUCUCAGAGAUGGAGAAAGAAAAAUAUGCACUCCAUACAUGGACACUACAGGUUAUGGGAACUUGAGAUUUUAUUUCAGUAUGGGGGGAACUUGUGAUUCUGGAGAAUCCCACAAAAAUGAUGUCAUACUUUAUGCCAAGAUUGAAGGCCGGAGAGAACACAUACCUCUUGACACCCUGACCUAUGCUGCUUACAAGGUUCCAUCUUUGGUUUCUGUUGUCAUUAGUCCGGACCUGCAGACUCUGUCAACCAAGUUUUGCCUGAAGCAAAAGAGUCACCAAGGCCACAACAGGAAUGUCUGGGCUGUGGAUUACUUCCAUGUGCUUCCAGUCCUCCCUUCCACGGUGACUCACAUGAUCCAGUUUUCCAUCAAUUUGGGUUGUGGAACUUAUCAACCUGGUAACAGCGUCAGCUUAGAGUUUUCAACCAACCAUGGUCGCUCUUGGUCCCUGCUCCACACUGAGUGUUUGCCUGAGAUAUGUGCUGGGCCUCACCUUCCCCACAGCACCGUCUAUGCCUCUGAAAAUUACAGCGGGUGGAAUCGAAUAAUCAUUCCCCUUCCCAAUGCGGCCUUAACAAGUGACACCAGGAUUCGAUGGAGGCAAACAGGACCAAUCCUUGGAAAUAUGUGGGCAAUCGAUAAUAUUUAUAUUGGUCCAUCUUGCCUCAAAUUCUGCUCAGGGCGAGGACAGUGUACUAGAAAUGGCUGCAAGUGUGACCCCGGCUUUUCAGGGCCAGCGUGUGAGAUGGCAUCACAGACCUUCCCCGUUUUCAUCUCAGAGAGCUUUGCCAGCUCCCGCCUCUCCUCCUACCACAAUUUUUACUCCAUCCGGGGGGCUGAGGUCAGCUUCGGCUGCGGGGUCCUGGCCAGUGGCAAGGCCCUGGUCUUCAACAAGGAUGGGAGGCGCCAGCUUAUCACCUCCUUCCUCGACAGCUCCCAGUCCAGGUUCCUGCAGUUCACAUUACGACUGGGCAGCAAGUCAGUGCUGAGUACCUGCAAAGCACCCGACCAGCCCGGGGAGGGAGUAUUGCUGCACUACACCUAUGACAACGGGAUUACCUGGAAGCUACUGGAACACUAUUCUUAUCUCAACUACCACGAGCCAAGAAUAAUAUCAGUGGAGCUGCCUGAAGAUGCAAGACAGGUUGGCAUUCAGUUCAGAUGGUGGCAACCAUAUCACUCUUCUCAAGGCGAAGAUGUGUGGGCGAUCGAUGAAAUCAUCAUGACCUCUGUGCUUUUCAAUAGCAUCAGUCUGGACUUCACCAACCUAGUCGAAGUCACGCAGUCUCUGGGAUUCUACCUGGGAAAUGUUCAGCCCUACUGUGGACAUGACUGGACUCUUUGUUUUACAGGAGAUUCAAAGCUAGCUUCUAGCAUGCGCUACGUGGAGACCCAGUCUAUGCAGAUCGGAGCUUCAUAUAUGAUACAGUUCAACCUGGUGAUGGGCUGCGGUCAGGUGUUUACUCCUCAUAUGGACAACCAGGUGAAACUGGAAUACUCCACCAACCAUGGCCUCACGUGGCAUCUUGUUCAGGAGGAAUGUCUUCCAAGUAUGCCGAGCUGUCAGGAGUUUACAUCAGCAAGUAUAUACCACUCCAGCGAAUUUACUCAGUGGAGGAGAAUCACUGUCCUUUUACCACAGAAGACUUGGUCCAGUGCCACACGUUUCCGCUGGAGUCAGAGCUAUUACACAGCCCAAGAUGAAUGGGCCUUAGACAACAUCUACAUCGGGCAGCAGUGUCCCAAUAUGUGCAGCGGACAUGGCUGGUGCGACCACGGCGUUUGCAGGUGUGACUCAGGAUUUCGGGGUAAUGAAUGUCAGCCUGAAAAUCCCCUUCCUUCAACCAUCAUGUCUGAUUUUGAGAAUCCAGAUGGCCUGAAGACAGAGUGGCAGGAAAUUAUCGGGGGAGAAAUCGUCAAGCCUGAAGAAGGCUGUGGGGUCAUCUCAUCUGGCUCCUCGCUUUACUUCAAUAAGGCUGGAAAAAGGCAGUUGGUAAGCUGGGAUUUGGACACAACCUGGGUGGAUUUUGUCCAGUUUUAUAUCCAGAUAGGAGGAGAUAGUUCUUCAUGCAAUAAACCAGACAGCAGAGAGGAAGGUGUGCUGCUGCAAUACAGCAAUAACGGCGGUAUCAACUGGCAGCUACUAGCAGAAAUGUAUUUCUCUGACUUCAGCAAGCCCAGGUUUGUCUAUCUGGAGCUGCCAGCUGCAGCCAAGACGCCUUGCACCAGGUUUCGUUGGUGGCAGCCUGUGUUUUCUGGGGAAGGGUACGAUCAGUGGGCUGUCGAUGACAUCAUCAUUUUGUCAGAGAAGCAGAAGCACAUCAUUCCCGUUGUUAAUCCCACUUUACCACAGAACUUUUACGAAAAGCCAGCAUUUGAUUACCCUAUGAACCAGCUGAGCAUUUGGUUAAUGUUGGCCAAUGAAGGGAUGCCCAAAAAUGAAAGUUUCUGCUCUGCCACCCCCUCUGCCAUGCUCUUUGGUAAAUCAGAUGGAGACCGGUUUGCAGUGACUCGAGAUUUAACUCUGAAGCCUGGAUAUGUCCUGCAGUUCAAGCUGAACAUUGGUUGCACUAACCAGUACAGCAGCUCAGCUCCCGUUCUGCUUCAGUACUCACAUGACGCUGGGCUCUUCUGGUCGCUCGUGAAGGAGGGCUGCUACCCUGCAUCUCCGGGCACGAAAGGAUGCGAGGGAAGCUCCCGGGAGCUGAGUGAGCCAACUGUGUAUCACACAGGAGAUUUUGAGGACUGGACAAGAAUUACUAUUGUUAUCCCCAGGUCACUUGCAGCCAGUAAGACUCGAUUCCGCUGGAUCCAGGACAGCAGCUCCCACAAGACCGUGCCUCCUUUUGGCUUAGACGGUGUUUACAUUUCUGAGCCUUGCCCCAACUACUGCAACGGUCAUGGGGACUGCGUCUCGGGGGUCUGCUUCUGUGACCUGGGCUACACAGCAUCGCAUGGAACCUGUGUGUCUAAUGUGCCUAAUCACAGUGAGAUGUUCGACAGGUUUGAGAGGAAGCUAAGCCCUCUCUGGUACAAGAUAACAGGAGGUCAGGUUGGGACGGGCUGUGGAGUGCUCAGUGACGGAAAAUCUCUGUACUUCAAUGGACCUGGCAAAAGGGAGGCGAGGACUGUUCCCCUGGACACCACAAACAUCAGGCUAGUUCAAUUUUAUGUACAAAUUGGAAGCAAAGCUGUUGGUAACUCCUGCAACAGACCAAGAGCCAGGAAUGAAGGGCUUGUUGUUCAAUACACAAAUGACAAUGGGAUCACCUGGGAUUUGCUGCGAGAGCUGGACUUCAUGUCGUACCUGGAACCCCAGGUUGUUUCGAUAGACUUACCUCGGGAGGCCAAAACCCCUGCCACAGCUUUCCGUUGGUGGCAGCCACAACACGGGAAGCAUUCAGCUCAGUGGGCUUUGGACGAUGUCCUUAUCGGGAUGAAUGACAGCUCUCAGACUGGCUUCCAAGAUAAAUUUGAUGGAACUGUGGAUUUACAAGCAAGCUGGUACAGAAUACAAGGAGGUCAAGUAGACAUCGACUGCCUGUCUAUGGAUACAGCUCUGAUGUUCAGUGAAAACAUUGGAAAACCUCGCUAUGCUGAGACUUGGGACUUCCAUGUAUCAGCCUCCACUUUCUUGCAGUUUGAGCUGAGCAUGGGUUGCAGCAAGCCAUACAGCAAUGCCCAUAGCAUUCACCUGCAGUAUUCUUUAAACAAUGGGAGAGACUGGCACCUGGUGACAGAGGAGUGCGUCCCUCCAACUAUUGGCUGUCAGCAGUACACCGAGAGCUCCAUCUACACUUCAGAAAGAUUCCAGAACUGGAAAAGAAUUACUGUCUACCUCCCACCCGCAACCAACUCUCCCAGAACACGGUUCAGAUGGAUUCAGUACAACUAUGCUUCUGGUGUUGAUUCUUGGGCUAUUGAUAACGUGGUCCUGGCUACAGGGUGCCCCUGGAUGUGCUCAGGCCAUGGCAUCUGUGAUGCAGGUCGUUGUGUGUGUGAUAGAGGCUUUGGUGGUCCAUACUGUGUCCCUGUAAUUCCUCUGCCAUCUGUCCUGAAGGAUGAUUUCAAUGGUAACUUGCAUCCAGACCUUUGGCCUGAGGUCUACGGUGCUGAGAGGGGAAAUCUGAAUGGUGACACCAUCAAGUCUGGAACAGCUCUCAUUUUUAAAGGGGAAGGAUUGAGAAUGCUUGUUUCAAGAGACCUAGAUUGCACUAAUACUGUGUACAUCCAGUUUUCAUUUAAAUUUAUUGCCAAAGGCACCCCUGAGAGGUCUCAUUCCAUCCUGCUGCAAUAUUCUGUCAAUGGUGGCAUCACUUGGCACCUGAUAGAUGAGUUUUACUUCAUGCAGACUACGGAUGUCCUCUUCAUUAAUGUUCCUCUGCCAUAUGUGGCCCAAAGCAAUGCGACACGGUUCAGGCUCUGGCAACCUUAUAACAACGGCAAAAAAGAAGAAAUCUGGAUUAUUGAUGACUUCAUUAUUGAUGGAAAUAACCUAAAGAAUCCCAUGAUCCUUUUGGAUACAUUUGACUUUGGUCCCAAAGAGGACAACUGGUUUUUCUAUCCUGGUGGAAACAUUGGGCUUUAUUGCCCAUAUUCAUCUAAAGGAGCUCCGGAAGAAGAUUCAGCUAUGGUAUUUGUUUCAAAUGAAGUUGGAGAACACUCCAUUACAACAAGGGACCUGAGUGUAAACGAAAACACUAUAAUCCAAUUUGAGAUCAAUAUUGGCUGCACCACUGAUAGCUCCUCUGCUGACCCAGUAAAGUUGGAGUUCUCACGAGAUCUGGGGGCAACCUGGCACUUGCUGCUCCCCUUGUGCUACAGCAGCAGCAGCCACCUCAGCUCCCUGUGCUCCACAGAGCAUCACCCCAGUAGCACUUACUAUGCAGGCACCACCCAGGGCUGGAGAAGGGAGGUCAUUCACUUUGGAAAACUGCAUCUCUGUGGGUUGGCAAGGUUCAGAUGGUACCAAGGAUUUUACCCUGCUGGAUCCCAGCCAGUGACGUGGGCCAUUGACAACGUGUACAUUGGCCCACAGUGCGAGGAGAUGUGCAACGGCCACGGCAGCUGUAUCAAUGGCACAAAGUGCAUCUGCGACCCUGGGUACUCUGGGCCAACCUGCAAAAUAAGUACCAAGAACUCUGACUUCCUUAAGGAUGAUUUUGAAGGUCAGCUGGAGUCAGAUAGAUUCCUGCUUGUGAGUGGUGGAAAGCCAUCAAGGAAAUGUGGUAUCAUGUCUGGAGGAAACAACCUUUUCUUUAAUGAAGAAGGCUUACGUAUGCUGAUGACUCGAGACCUAGAUUUGUCACAAGCCAGAUUUGUGCAGUUCUUCAUGAGACUGGGAUGUGGCAAGGGGGUGCCAGACCCCAGGAGCCAGCCUGUGCUGCUGCAGUAUUCGCUCAAUGGGGGCCUCACCUGGAGCCUUCUCCAGGAGUUCCUCUUCAGUAACUCCAGCAAUGUGGGACGAUACAUCGCCCUGGAAAUUCCCUUGAAGGCCCGUUCCAGCUCCACUCGGCUUCGCUGGUGGCAGCCAUCCGAGAAUGGGCAUUUCUACAGUCCCUGGGUAAUCGACCAGAUUCUAAUUGGAGGAAAUAUCUCUGGCAAUACAGUGCUAGAAGAUGAUUUCACCACACUGGAUAGCAGAAAGUGGCUGCUUCAUCCUGGUGGAACAAAGAUGCCAGUCUGUGGGUCAACUGGGGAUGCUCUAGUAUUCAUCGAGAAAGCUAACACCCGCUAUGUUGUCACCACUGACAUUGUUGUCAAUGAAGACUCUUUUUUGCAAAUAGAUUUUGCAGCAUCCUGCUCUGUCACGGAUUCCUGUUAUGCUAUUGAACUGGAAUAUUCAGUGGACCUUGGGCUGACCUGGCACCCAAUUUUGAGAGACUGUCUUCCCACUAACGUGGAAUGCAACAAGUACCAUCUCCAGAGGAUUCUCAUUUCAGACACUUUCAACAAGUGGACUCGAGUUACUUUACCUCUGCCUCCCUAUACUAGGUCUCAAGCAACACGUUUCCGCUGGCACCAGCCUGCUCCUUUCGACAAGCAGCAAACAUGGGCAAUUGAUAACGUCUACAUCGGGGAUGGCUGCAUAGACAUGUGCAGCGGCCAUGGGAAGUGCACACAAGACAACUGUAU